This is a messenger RNA of Pecten maximus, 1725 nucleotides long. RefSeq lists its product as uncharacterized. Lineage: Eukaryota; Metazoa; Mollusca; Bivalvia; Pectinida; Pectinidae. The record is from RefSeq and is a predicted model, not a curated record. Bases 1 to 1725 code for a protein of 574 amino acids. The transcript has a single exon.
AUGUCAGGGAGUGACAACCUAGGUCAGGGGAGUGACAACCUAGGUCAGGGGAGUGACAAUCUAGGUCAGGGGAGUUACAACCUAGGUCAAAGGAGUGACAACCUAGGUCAGGGGAGUGACAACCUAGGUCAAGGGAUUGACAACUUAGAUCAGGGAAGUGACAACCUAGGUCAGGGGAGUGACAACCUAGGUCAGGGGAGUGACAACCUAGGUCAAAGGAGUGACAACCUAGGUCAGGGGAGUGACAACCUAGGUCAAGGGAUUGACAACUUAGAUCAGGGAAGUGACAACCUAGGUCAGGGGAGUGACAACCUAGGUCAGGGGAGUGACAACCUAGGUCAAAGGAGUGACAACCUAGGUCAGGGGAGUGACAACUUAGAUCAGAGAAGUGAUAAUCUAGGUCAGGGGAGUGACAACCUAGGUCAAAGGAGUGACAACCUUGGUCAGGGGAGUGACAACCUAGGUCAGGGGAGUGACAACCUAGGUCAGAGGAGUGACAAUCUAUGUCAGGGGAGUGACAACCUAGGUCAGGGGAGUGACAACCUAGGUCAGGGGAGUGACAACCUUGGUCAGGGGAGUGACAACAUAGGUCAGGGGAGUGACAACCUAGGUCAGGGGAGUGACAACCUAGGUCAGGGAAGUGACAACCUAGGUCAGGGGAGUGACAACCUAGGUCAGGGGAGUGACAACCUAGGUCAGGGAAGUGACAACCUUGGUCAGGGGAGUGACACCCUAGGUCAGGGGAAUGACAACCUAGGUCAGGGGAGUGACAACAUAGGUCAGGGGAGUGACAACCUAGGUCAGGGGAGUGACAACCUAGGUCAGGGGAGUGACAACCUGGGUCAGGGAAGUGACAAUCUAUGUCAGGGGAGUGACAACAUAGGUCAGAGGAGUGACAACAUAGGUCAGGGGAGUGACAACCUGGGUCAGGAAAGUGACAACCUAGGUCAGGGGAGUGACAAUCUAGGUCAGGGGAGUGACAACAUAGGUCAGGGGAGUGACAACCUAGGUCAGGGGAGUGACAACCUAGGUCAGGGUAGUGACAAUCUAGGUCAGGGGAGUGACAACCUAGGUCAGGGGAGUGACAACCUAGGUCAGGGGAGUGACAACCUAGGUCAGGGGAGUGACUACCUAGGUCAGUGGAGUGACAACCUAGGUCAGGGAAGUGACAACCUAGGUCAGGGGAAUGACAACCUAGGUCAGGGGAGUGACAACCUUGGUCAGGGGAGUGACAACCUAGGUCAGGGGAGUGACAACCUAGGUCAGGGGAGUGACAACCUAGGUCAGGGGAGUGACAACCUUGGUCAGGGGAGUGACAACCUAGGUCAGGGAAGUGACAACCUAUGUCAGGGGAGUGACAACCUAGGUCAGGGGAGUGACAGCCUAGGUCAGGGGAGUGACAACCUAGGUCAGGGGAGUGACAACCUAGGUCAGGGGAGUGACAACCUAGGUCAGGGGAGUGACUACCUAGGUCAGGGCAGUGACAACCUAGGUCAGGGAAGUGACAACCUAGGUCAGGAGAAUGACAACCUAGGUAAGGGGAGUGACAACCUAGGUCAGGGAAGUGACAACCUAUGUCAGGGGAGUGACAACCUAGGUCAGGGGAGUGACAGCCUAGGUCAGGGGAGUGACAACCUAGGUCAGGGGAGUGACUACCUAGGUCAGAGGAGAGUGACAACGUUGGUCAGGGGAGUGACAGCCGAGGUCAGGGCAGUGACAACCUAG